AGAGAGAGAGAGAGAGGCAUGGGCAAUCCGCCAAACGCUGACGGAAGCUGCUUAGCGCAACCAGUUGCCAUGGAUACAGUCAGGGGCAGCACCUUGUGUGUGAGGAAAAAAAGAGAGCGAGAGAGAGAGAGGGAGAGGGAGGGAAAACCAACAGGCAAGCGUCAGACAGAACCAGUGAGGAAGUGAGAGAACACCAUGCUGCAGGAGAGAGGGAGAGUGAGAGAGACAGAGGGAGAGUGAGAGAGACAGAGGGAGCGUGAGAGAGACAGAGGGAGACAGCCAGAGCAAAAGAGUGAUAGAGUGAUAGCUAGAAGAUGGAGGUUCAGUCAGAAUGCGUUGAGCCUCCUCCACCUCCACACGAUCCCCAGCCACCAGGGAAGAUCAACAAAGCAGCCUUCAAGCUGUUCGGAAAACGACGCUCCGGAAUGGCUGGAUUCUUCUCUUUCAGGAACAAAGGGGUCAACAGGAAUGUGAAUUCUGUGGGGGCUACUAACGAGCUCGUCAGGAGUAAAACGCAUGGCGGACUAACGAGCUUGGAACCAGACGGACAGAGAGGGGAGGAGUCCGGAAUAUCAGAGGCGGGACAGGUGAGGUCUCUCAGCAAAUCACUGAGCUUCUUUUCGCUGCUCAGACGAGGAAGUGUGAGAGUCAAUGAGAAUACAGGGUUUGGGAGAAGGGGGAGGGGUUUAAAAGGCUUCUUCAGUAGUAUGAAAUGGCGGCGGAAGGAGAACGUGAUGGCGGGAGAGGGGGAGGUAGCGGAGGUGAGAGAGGGGGAAGUGAUUCUAACAGAAGAAGUGAAAGACAUCACUCUGACCCUCGAACCCCAGCCCCGCCCGCUCCUGGAGGAUCAUGGUAGCUCGGAGGCUGAGAAAAACACAGAAUCGGCAGGAACCUCUCCCUCCAACAACGCCACGACACCACUUACGCAAUCAAUCGCCUUGACGACAAACCUGUCAGAAUCCCUCUAUACGCCAUCCCCCUCCCCUCUCCGCACCUUUCUCCACUCAAAACCCAAAACGUCAAUUUCCUCUGUAACGGCCAUCCCCCCUCUGGAUCAGUGUGACCCCCACUCCGAACCCUCAGUGGACCGGCUCUGUUCAGUCCUCUUCACUGACGUCACUUCACUCAAGAGCUUCGAUUCACUGACGGGGUGCGGUGACAUCAUCGCAGACGCAGAGGAGGAGGGGGCAGGAAACGGGGGAGGAGGAGUAGGAAGUGCUACUAGCAGUAGCACUAGUAGUGGGGAAGGAGGAGGAGUACGAAGCUCCAUUAAUACCCAUGUCACCCCUUCUACCUCUACCUCCGCUACUGCCUCUACCCCUGGCCCCCUCCCUGCCAGAGCACGGUUGAUGCCCUCUCACUCUGCCCCGACUCAGCAGCCCUCUGGCAGCGGCGUGGUGGCCUACAUGGGGGGUGGGGAGGAGAUGGCCAGCCCUGACGGGGUGGAUGACGCAGACAUGCAGGGGCUCUGGCACAUGCUCCCCUCUGGGGGAGAAAACUCCCCCACUUUCCUCCGAUCCAACUCUCACCUGGCUCCCCCGAGGGGUACAGAGCGGAAAUUCACCCAGGUCAAGUCUCUGGGACUCAGCAAGAUCCCCGUAGUGGGGGGAGGGAGGAAGGGUGACUAAACUCCCCACUCACGCCUCCCACCCCAACAGGAUGUCCCGGCUCUUAGGGAUGAGGGCUACUGGGAUACGCCCUCUGCAACCCCCACGGCAACGCCUGACAACGGCUUCCUGCGGAACCAAAGGCUUGGCCUAUUGUGUGACAGCUGCUCUGGCGAUGCGCUCUACGACCUCUACAACGAGGAAUUGGAAAGAUCUGAUGACGAGGAAGAGGAAGAAGAUCUGAUGAGUACUCCUUCCACCUCCGCAUGUGAGUACAAACUCAGCCCUCUGGCCCGGACUACUCCUCCUUUCUCCUCCUCCUCUUCCUCUUUCCACUCGAUGAAGGGAAGCACUAGCCUUCCCCGCGAGUCCAAAAUCCCUCUUAGUGUCAGACAGACCACACCCCCUCACUCUGUGAGCCAAUCAGCUAUUUCCUUUGUCCACGCAACCGCUCCUCCCUCUGACACACCCACCCAUGCCCCUCUCCCAGCCCGGACCAGAAUCCCUGUCUCCAAGGUGCCAGUCCGUCGCCCUGGGAACAAGGCCGGCAACACUACACAGGGGCCAGCCCCCAGGAAGUAGCUUUGGACCAGGCAGCCAUGAACUUUGGUGUCUUUGGACUGAACCUGUGUACACCAUCACUGGUCUUAUGUUUAAGACUUUGCUGGACUGGUGGGUUGUGGAAGGCAUCAGACAAUGAUAGACAGAAGAGCUCUAAGCAACACUCCCAUUGGAUCCUAGUGGGUCACAACAAAACUAAAUAAUCUUUGGGUGGCAAAGAAAGUUUGACAUACUUUAACCACUGGAGGUGUGUGUACAACAUCACUGGAGGUGUGUGUACAACAUCACUGGAGGUGUGUACAACAUCACUGGUCGUGUGUGUACGACAUCACUGGUCGUGUGUGUACGACAUCACUGGAGGUGUGUGUACAACAUCACUGGUCGUGUGUGUUCAACAUCACUGGAGGUGUGUUCAACAUCACUGGAGGUGUGUUCAACAUCACUGGAGGUGUGUUCAACAUCACUGGAGGUGUGUACAACAUCACUGGAGGUGUGUACAACAUCACUGGAGGUGUGUACAACAUCACUGGAGGUGUGUACAACAUCACUGGAGGUGUGUACAACAUCACUGGAGGUGUGUACAACAUCACUGGAGGUGUGUACAACAUCACUGGAGGUGUGUACAACAUCACUGGAGGUGUGUACAACAUAACUGGAGGUGUGUGUACAACAUCACUGGAAUUAUGUGUAUGGGAAACAUAUAUAUUAUGUGUAUAAGAAACUUGGCAACUCUUCAAGUGGGGGAAGAGAGCGCACAGAAAAGUUUGGGAUCCACAUUUUUAGACAACUCUCAUCGCUUCCUGAACAGAUUUUUUCAACACUCAUCGCUUCCUGUAAAUGUUGGUCAUAUAAAUCAACAGCACUACACACCGCUAGGAAGGACCAGAGCACCUUUCACACUGCUAGGAAGGUCCAGAGCACCUUUCACACUGCUAGGAAGGUCCAGAGCACCUUUCACACUGCUAGGAAGGUCCAGAGCACCUUUCACACCACUAGGAAGGACCAGAGCACCUUUCACACCGCUAGGAAGGACCAGAGGACCUUUCACACUGCUAGGAAGGUCCAGAGCACCUUUCACACCACUAGGAAGGACCAGAGCACCUUUCACACCGCUAGGAAGGACCAGAGGACCUUUCACACCGCUAGGAAGGACCAGAGGACCUUUCACACCACUAGGAAGGACCAGAGGACCUUUCACACUGCUAGGAAGGUCCAGAGCACCUUUCACACCACUAGGAAGGACCAGAGCACCUUUCACACCGCUAGGAAGGAACAGAGGACCUUUCACACUGCUAGGAAGGACAAGGGCACCUUUCACUCUGCUAGGAAGGUCCAGAGCACCUUUACCUUUUCUCUUCAAGUCCUUUUUUCUAAAAGACAGAUUUUAUAUGAUACAACGUGUUUAAUCUAACAACAGUCUAAUAUAAUUAAACAGUUUGGAAUGUGUCAUCAUCUAAUCUGUAACUAAUUACCUCCUAAUCCCAGACUCCGAUCCUUAAUCUGUCAUUUUGUCAUGCCAUUUAGCAGACAUUUUUAUCCAAAGUGAUUUACAGUAAUGCAGGUGGGAGGAGCUAUAUGAGGGAGGGCUCAUUGUAAAGGCUGGAAUGGAAUUAAUGGAACGGAGUCAAACAUGUUACUUUUCCUGUGAUACCAUUCCAUUUAUUCCAUUGAGCCCAUCCUCCCACCAUUUAUUCCAUUGAGCCCAUCCUCCCACCAUUUAUU
Oncorhynchus gorbuscha (pink salmon) is the source of this 3890-nucleotide messenger RNA. Its product is annotated as APC membrane recruitment protein 2-like. Gene Ontology annotation, biological process: regulation of canonical Wnt signaling pathway. The transcript has 2 exons. NCBI's taxonomy places the organism in Eukaryota, Metazoa, Chordata, Actinopteri, Salmoniformes, Salmonidae. The record is from RefSeq and is a predicted model, not a curated record. Gene Ontology annotation, molecular function: beta-catenin binding; phosphatidylinositol-4,5-bisphosphate binding. Gene Ontology annotation, cellular component: plasma membrane.